Molecule: messenger RNA, 1244 nt
Organism: Acanthoscelides obtectus
Lineage: Eukaryota; Metazoa; Arthropoda; Insecta; Coleoptera; Chrysomelidae
Source: the annotation of a GenBank genome assembly
CUUUGACUUCCUGCUUCACUUCAACAAUUUCUUCGGUUUUUUCAGUCAUUUUCAAUAAGUAAUGUAGGAUUUUCGACCCCUUCUAAACAUAACCUUUUGUGUCAAUCCGAGCUCCGAAGAUGAAACGGUCGUGCAGCUAGCCACAGCCACUACCAACCUAACUAAAUUAAAAAGUUGAAAUCGCACAAGUCAGUGUGGCCAAAAGCAUAUUAAACGAGUGAAAUCUCACAAAUCAGUGUUGCCAACAAAAUUAAAAGUAUCGAUUGUAUCGUCGAUGGUAUCGACAGAGGUAUCGUAAAACACCUGUAGCUUUGUAUGUCGAUGAGUGAAGAAUUGUUUAAUCAACCUAAACAUAUUUUGCUUGAUUUUCCGUUAACAGUGUGUAUCAUUAUGUGACCAGAGCGAAAUGAUCACCAUGUCACCAGAGUACGCUGAAAUGGUGGCAGCUGUUGCAUUUGGAGUGCUGUCGGCGAUAUUCAUCAGUGCCUUCGUUAUUCUCAUUGUCAUAUGCAAAAGACAAAAGUAUUAUGUAAAGCGAUCGAUUUUUGACUCUCACCAUGAAGCUACAAGGCCAGAUAAGCAGCUCAUUGAACCCGAUGGUCCUGAAAAACCAGAAAUGGAACUGGGUGCUGUUAGAGUGAAUUUCGAAGAAAUUCUGACUGAUGAGCAAUGGAUCGAUGAUGCUACAGGAUUGAUCCCCCAUUGUUUAGCUAUUCUGAAGACAUGCAGAUAUCUCACCGAACGAUUAACUACACUAGCGAUGAACUCUACUCCGCUAUCUGGGAAUUUCAGUCAAAUAGUCGAGGUAAAAUGUAGUGCCAAAAGAAUCUCAAGCAAAGUAGACGACAUGGUAAGAAGUAUGUAUCCACCGUUAGACCCGCGACUCUUGGAAGCUAGGGCGGCAGCUUUGACUUUGGCAGUGACACAUCUGGCACUUUUAGCAAAAUACGAGUGUGGCCAAAGGGACAAGAGCGGUCUGGUGUGGAUAGACAGCUGUCUGGAAGAAAUGGAUGGACAUUUACUGUUUCUGAGAGAAGCAUCAGUGUCCCAAGAAGCGAUAGGAAAACUGAACGCCUUGAAUUUAAGCAAAACUACGCUGCUGUGAAGAAAUAAAACAUCUACAAAAGAUUGAGAAAAAUUAUUAUUGUGUAUAUAAUUUCAGCUCACUUACACAUUUCAGGAUGACGAGAAUAAAAUAUUUUCUAUACGUUUCUUCAUACUUAUGUUUUAUCACAAAUAUCAAC